UUGGACAGAGAGGUGGCAGUGGACGUGGUAUACUUGGACAGAGGGGUGGCGGUGGACGUGGUAUACUUGGACAGAGGGGUGGCGGUGGACGUGGUAUACUUGGACAGAGGGGUGGCGGUGGACAUGGUAUACUUGGACAGAGGGGUGGCAGGUGGACGUGGUAUACUUUUACAGAGGGGUGGCAGUGGACAUGGUAUACUUGGACAGAGGGGUGGUGGUGGACAUGGUAUACUUGGACAGAGGGGUGGCGGUGGAUAUACUUGGACCGAGGGGUGGCGGUGGACGUGGUAUACUUGGACCGAGGGGUGGCGGUGGACGUGGUAUACUUGGACCGAGGGGUGGCGGUGGACCUUGAGGGGUGGCGGUGGACGUGGUAUACUUGGACCGAGGGGUGGCGGUGAAAACGUGGUAUACUUGGACCGAGGGGUGGCGGUGGACGUGGUAUACUUGGACCAAGGGGGUCAGUGGAUUGCUUUA
Molecule: messenger RNA, 477 nt
Organism: Staurois parvus
Lineage: Eukaryota; Metazoa; Chordata; Amphibia; Anura; Ranidae
Source: the annotation of a GenBank genome assembly